UUUGACUGAUAUUAUAUUAAAUAAUGAGGGAUUGGAGCCACUAGAGGACUAUCCCAAAUCCGGGACACAUCUUAUCAGUUAUCAGUUACUCAAAACACUUGUACUUUGUUUUGAUCACUGUAGCUCUUAAGCCAAGAGAUUAUCUGGGAUAUAUUUUGUCAAUUUAUGUUUGAAGAAUUCCUGUGUCCCAAAGAAACAGCCAUCAUCUAUUCUGUACAACAAAGUCAUUCACCUUCAGUUCUUGACAUCAAUGACUUUUUUGGUGCACGUAGUUAUUCAUUUUACCCUCAACAUAAGAGAUUAUUAGUCUAAUGAUGUAUUUUUUGUUUUGCCACAGUCUGCUGUCUUACCCUUUUACGGCUCUAUCUAGUUUAAUUUAAAUGCUUGGAAGAUUUGUCUGUUGAAAGUAAGGAACCCAAUUGGGAGAGAGGCGCGCAAGCGCUGGUGGGGGGGGGGGGGUUUAGGAAUAUUCUCUGCUAUCCAUGCUGAACAAGCUAUGUUGGUUCGUAUUUUCCUCACAAUAUAUUGUUUUUUUUUUUUUUUUUUUUUUUUUUUUCAGUUGAUCAGUAUACAAUCUGCUGUCCUAUGCUACAGAAACAUCUGCAUAUAUGCACGCGUGGGAAUGUUGAUGCGCUUUGUCAUCAAGAAAUGAUGUCAUCCCUUGAAUGACUCUCUACAAGGUAUACAUUCCUUGGACGCAAAGUAAAAAUAUAAGCAAGACAGCACGAUGUAGUAUACUGAGUAUGAAAGCAAUCCUACUGCUUGAUUGGAAGCCCACCAAGGAGUUCAAUUUCACUUCCCCAUGUUGUGGAUUAUUGACAACCAUGAACAUACCUCUAUGUGGCUUUUACUAAUUUGUCAGUUCCUCAAACAUGCGAAGGAAUUCUACGUUAAGUAGAGAGGAUGUCCUCAUAUUUCCUAAUGUAGGCGGCAGGUGAGUCUCCUAUCAUACCUUAUGCAUUUAUAUAUAAAUUUUGUUUUUGUUUUAUUUUUAUUAGUAUGGUUAGAAUCUUCAAAAUAAAUCAUUUGUACGUGAGAGUUGUCAUGGCAUGGAUCAGGUAGUACCUUCUGGUCAAACAUAGACAUUUAAUAAAGGCUUUACAUAGAAUGAGCAAGAAGCAGGUUAACGACAGGUGGGAGAGUCAGGCAUGAGGAAUGAAACGUGCGCGAAUGUUAUAAAAUAAUGGAAGAAAAUCCACAUAGGAAAUUGUAUUGUAUUUGGAAUCUUUCUUCAAGGGAAUCAUAUGUGAAUGUUGCAUGAUUGAUUAGUCAAUUGGAAUAUGUGAAAAUUCGAAGAAGAUAAUAUUUGGACAAUUAGAGAGUAAAAUUUGCGGCUAAAUCUGGAGGCUCUGUCAAUCUGGUUGCCAAUAUAUGAAUAUGGACUUGACCUCUUAAAUGAUCUUUGACUGUAACUCUGAUGAUAUGUGUUGCAACAAAAUUAUGGAUUUCUUUUCUGUUAUAUAUAAAUGAAGAUUUUGUGUAAAUUUCAUAUCUCGUAGUAUUUGGAUUAAUCAAUUCAAAUAUGCAGAUUCAGAAUAAUUUUUUGCUCUUAUGUUUGACAAAUAAUCUGUUUCUUUGUGAUUAGAAAACUUACCUUGAUUUAAAAUUAAUUUAAAUAUUCAUAAAUUAAGAUUCUAACUCAACUUGAAGCUAUUGCUUUCAAUGCUUCUGUUGUGUUUCCCAUGAGUCAAAGUGAUUGUUUGACAGUAGUUGAUAGUUAAUGAAAUAUUGAGCCUCUCUAAUGAUGUGUACCACCAUUAUCUAGCUAGAUAUGGUCGUAAGCGAGUAAUCUUGGUAGGACAGAGACUAGGAUGGUUGUAGUUCAGUGGCUACAAGGAAAUAAGCCGUUUUUUGUCAAACAUUUCAGUCUCUGAUUAUCAGGAGUUUGUUAGGACCAGCUUCAGCCCUCAUCAUUUAGGCCAUAUUAAAUAAAAUUCUUCUACAUAAAGAACCUUUUGAGAAAGUAUAAGCAAAUUAAUAUAUAAUGAGUCAAAUGAAGAUUGAUCACUUAAAAUGUUAUGGUCAAAUUUGAUUAGUAUAAUGUUUAUUAUCCUUGCUGAACAAGUUCAGAAUUAUCUCAAGCUUAGUAUUCCAUCUCUUUAUUUCUGGCAUUCAUGGUUUUCCACGACUACUACCGUACUACGUGCUGAAAAUAAAUGUUAUAUCAUUCUGGAUGUUUUAAUAUGCACUUUAAUAGGGUUGGUCAAAAUGGGAUAUUUGAAUUUUCUUAGAAGCUGAUAAGCAUAUCGCCUAAAUUAUGCUGAACUCUUCUGCUAAAGAUCUGGAGGAUCUGAAAAAUUAAUAAUAUAAGAGUUAAUCAGGAUUCAUGGCCACUAUUAUACCAAAUGCUUAUUAAAUAAUUCAGAUUGUUUAUCUAUUAUGCUUAUCAAAACACUUUUCAAGUUUUCAGACAUAGCCGUUUAUUUGCACCUGCUGAAGUUAUCCUCUUCAAAUAUAGGGGUCAAAUAUGUUUUCUAUGAGUUGCCAAAAAAUAAUGUGGUUUGACAUCUCUAAUAGGCGCACAACUACCUGGCUGCUGAGGGCAACUAAAUUAGUUCAGCUUAACAAUAGAAUAACUGUUGAGUAUGGGUUUUUACCUAGGAAGUAGAAUUAGAAUGACUGAUUAGAAUUUAUACAAUAUUAAAUUUAUAAGUGAUGCCAUAGUCAUUUGUGCACUCGUAUAGUCCUAUACAUUGGUAGAGGGUAAGAUGCCACUACUAGAUUUUUUUUGUUCUGUGUUUUACAUUAUGGUUGUUGAAAGGUAAAUAAUUGUGCCACAUAAGGUGUUUAUAGGUUGCACCGGAUAUAUUCUGAUGGUCAAUGAUGUUAUCUCACCAGCUUGAUGUCAAAUUAUCAAGUAUAUAUAGCUUGUUUCUUGGCAUUCUUAUUUUCACUUAUUCUAUGGUCCCUCUUAUGUGCUCUUCAUCUAUUAAUUUCUGAAAAGCCGUUUAACAAUAUCAACUUUUUUAGACGAAUAACUUGACAAAAACAUCGUUUAACUAUAAAUCUUUGAAGGAUUUUUCUGAAAUAAUGUGACAAAUACCUGUGUUUCUUAGGACUGUGAUAUAUUAUGUUUAAUAAUUUUAAAUUUUAUAAUUUGAAAUUUUGUUUCCAUGGGUUAAUGUUAUCUUGUAGAAUAUGCUUCCCACGUGAGAUAUUGACUUGGUGAUGGGGUGGAUGUCAUGAUAUUUUACCAAGUCUUUUUAGAUGACUUUCCACUUUCCAUGCCUUAAUUUUGUUUGAGUGGAAGGCAAGCUCUAGAAAUGAAACGUGGAAUAUAUUUUUGGGUGCAAAACUAACUAAAAUUUAUUAAAUACCUCUAUAAAAGAACUCAUCCCUCAGCAUUUAGGCCAAACUUGAAAACCUUUUAAGCCUCUUUUUUUUUUUUUUUUUCCCUCUGCUUUUGCAUUAAUCUUCAAAACCUUCUAACUGCUUUAUUUUGGUACUUGGUGAUUCAAUGGAGGAUUCUAUGAGCUCCACAAACCACAAGAAUAAAUCUAAUUUUUCUGGUGAUGGACUUGAGGUUUCUUCGGAAGACAGCGGUUGGUCUUCAUACUUCGACAACUCCAUAGCUAGCAGUAAUGUGGAGGAUACUGUCACCUGUUCUGGUUCUGAAAACUCUUCCAUAUUUUCUGGUGCUGCUGUUUUGGUAAAAAAGAUGAACAUGAAUAAUGAUGAUCAUGUUGCGUCAGCUAGGUCUGUUGCUAAAAGGAGAAAGAUGCUGACAACUUAUAUUGAUCCUGACCUGGAGGACACUGCAAUAUCUCCUGUUUGUAAUUCUGAGACUCAAGACUUGGAACAAUUGCAAAUAAAAUUACAAGAGACAGGUGGUUUGAACAUUUUACCACCAGUGCAACAAGGGAAGCAUGACUUUUUUAGCCUUUUUCAGGAAAAACAAAAUACCUCUAACCAGACUGGAGAAGUACCACACUCGGGUUAUAUUGGGAAAGAUAUCAGCUAUGCAGGUCUAAAGGAAAAGGGACUCUGUUUGGUUCCAGUAUCUUUGUUAUUUCGAGUUAGGUAAACAAAGACAUGGAAGAUUGGACAUUUUACUUCUGAUAAUUCAACAGGAUAUGGAAAAGGACGAUGAUCUUAUACAACAUUGCUAUCAGGUCACACUAUAUUGGGAAGGAAAUGGUAUUGCUAUAUUUCCUUCAUGGAUCUCAAGGAUGCAAAUAAGCUUCCCUACAAAAAGUCUAUCUCGAAGAGCUUCUCAAAUAGUCUUUGGCUAGAAGCAGGAGGCUGCGUACAUCUGGGCCUUCCCUGACCCUGCCUCACUGGUAUAUAUAUGAGUUUUUGAUCUAGUUGUUCUUGUAGUUGAGCAUAAUUACAUGAACUGAAAAUUACUGAAGUAUCAGCUCUUGAUAGAAUAGUGGUUCAAUUUGGUCAGCCGGCAUGAAUGAAUGAAUAGCUAUGUCUUAUACCCUUCUUUUGAGAUUGAAGGGGACUUGGAGGCCAAAAUCACUGGAGUGUCAGCUUAUGUGGCAUAUGUUCAGAGUCUGGGUUUAUGCCUUUAUGCUAUAAAAGAUCAUUUAUGCUUUGUAGACCUGUGGUCAUAAGCUGAUAGGUACUGUGCUUAGUAUAAUAACAUCAGUACCAAUCCUGCUGCUGCCAACGCCAAGGAACAAGGGCAUAUGCUUUGGCAGAUUCUGUAUUACUGGAGUAGAAUUGCUGCUUCUGCUAUCAUCCUCAAAAGGGUUUUACAAACACCUUUUUUUACCCCCCAUGUGUAGUAGUCAUGUCCACAGUUGCCUCCUCUUGCUAAGUUUGUGGCGAACAACCUUCCUCUUUUAUGAGAUCAGCUACCCUAUUAUAUGUUUUAUCCCAUAUGAAGGUUUGCAUGUAUUAAUGAAUACCUAUUACCUGUUGAAGACGUGAAUACAGACUCCUUAAUCGUAAAUGUGAAUAAGUUUAGUGCUGGAGCCCAGAGGUGGCUGCUGUAGUGCUGUGGAACUUGAAUCGUUUGUGUUAUUAAAAAUAAGCCUAUAUCCCUGAUUUUGACUUCUUCAGAUAUUGUAUCAAAAUUUUUUUUUUCUUAUUUAAAUGUAUCCUUAAAUGUAUUUAGCUCAGGACUUUUAUUUAUUAUCUGUUACACAGAUCAAUUUUUUUUUUCUUAUUUAAUUAAAUGUAUUCCCAUGAUGUAUAAACUAUUGUAAGGCACAUUUUUUGAUAAUUAAUGCAAAGGUACUGUAUGGCUGCAUUAUUGUAUUCCUAAUUUAUGGUUUUCCUGGCUUGGCUGUGUUAUUGAUGCAUGUUUAGUUUGUAAAUUUAUUUACUUAUAUUGUUAUAACAAAGCACACUAUCUGCUACUGAUAGAGGCGAAAUGUUUAUCUGAGCAUCUUCAGAGCGUUUGGU
Molecule: messenger RNA, 5355 nt
Organism: Chenopodium quinoa (quinoa)
Lineage: Eukaryota; Viridiplantae; Streptophyta; Magnoliopsida; Caryophyllales; Amaranthaceae
Exons: 3
Coding region: 3458-4024 (188 amino acids)
Biological process (GO): xylem development
Source: RefSeq, a predicted model, not a curated record